AUGAAUCAAUCUGUAACAUCGACCCUUAGGUACGCUCGAGCCGACAACGAAGCUCUUUUGAACGAGAAAGCGUAUAUCCUGAACUACUCUACACCUCCAGAGAUCGCCCGCAGCAAUUUCGUCAUCGACUUCUUCCCUGGGAUCAAGAUCAACAACCUCAGAACUGCAGGUCUAAGCUUUGUCGAAAAUGGAUUAUCCAUCGCUACGCUGCCCGACUGUAUUUCAAAAGAAGAAUUCGAUGACGAGGAAAUGAUAGAAAAACAUUAUCUCCCGUCAGUACAUGACUGUCUUCGUCAGACACUGGGCGCACAGAAUGUGUUUAUCUUCGAUUACAUGAUCAGAAAGCGUGAACCAUCAUUUCCAUAUCAGCCCAAAACUGAUGACAAUGCACCUCAGCCUGCUCUAUCUGCUCACAUUGAUUAUACCGAGGACGAAAUAAAAGGCAGACUCCAUCAGUAUUUCAAAGAGAAGGCGGAAAAUUAUGGGAAACAAUGGUUUCAAAUUGUAAAUGCUUGGAAGCCACUUGAAGGUCCACUAAGAGAUUACCCUAUGGCGUAUUGCGAUGCAAAAACAAUGGACCCCCAAAACGAUCUCUUAGCAGUUGAUGAGGUUUUCCCAACAGUAGCGAACGAGGUCUAUCAGGUUCUUUAUAAUCCAAGCCAUGAAUGGUACUACAUACCAGAUCAGUCAGCUUUGGAACUCGCUAUUUUUGCUGGUUAUGAUUCCCGUAGAGGUCAAAACCUCUCUGUGCCGCACUGCUCUUUUGACCUGGGUGACAAGUCCUCCACAGGCCCGAGGCAAAGUAUUGAGGUUAGAGCUUUUGUUUUUUAUGGAGAAAAUUGA
Molecule: messenger RNA, 843 nt
Organism: Glarea lozoyensis ATCC 20868
Lineage: Eukaryota; Fungi; Ascomycota; Leotiomycetes; Helotiales; Helotiaceae
Exons: 3
Coding region: 1-843 (280 amino acids)
Molecular function (GO): oxidoreductase activity
Source: RefSeq, a predicted model, not a curated record